AUGUUGGACCAAAUGGCGAACGAAAUCAAACUCAUCUCGGGGAGCUCCCACCCCGAAAUCAGUGCCAAAGUCGCUAGUCGGCUCGGCAUUGAAAUCGCCAACACUAUGAGCCUCAACUACUCCAACCGUGAGACUAGCGUUUCUAUCGGCGAGUCCGUCCGUGAUGAGGACGUCUUUAUUCUUCAGUCUACUGCUCCUGGAGAUGUUAACGAUGGAUUGAUGGAACUGCUCAUCAUGAUCCACGCUUGUCGAACUGCCUCGGCCAGACGUAUCACUGCUGUUAUUCCCAGCUUUCCUUACGCGCGCCAGGAUAAGAAGGACAAGUCUCGAGCUCCUAUCAGUGCUAAACUGAUCGCAAAUAUGCUUCAAGUUUCUGGAUGCAACCAUGUCAUCACCAUGGACCUCCACGCUUCUCAGAUUCAAGGCUUCUUCAACGUCCCAGUGGACAACCUUUACGCAGAGCCCUCUGUCCUUCGUUGGAUCCGAGAGAACCUUAAUGUGGAAAACUGCGUGAUUGUUUCACCUGAUGCUGGUGGCGCCAAGCGUGCUACCUCUCUGGCUGACCGCCUCAACACUGGAUUCGCUCUCAUUCACAAGGAGCGCCCUCGUCCCAACGUCGUUGGCCGCAUGGUGCUCGUUGGUGACGUCCAGGAUAAGGUCGCCAUCCUAGUCGAUGACAUGGCAGACACUUGUGGAACUCUUGCCAAGGCUGCUGAGACCGUCCACAAGCACGGUGCCAGUGAAGUCUAUGCCAUCGUCACUCACGGUAUCCUGAGUGGCAAGGCCAUUGACACCAUCAACAGCUCUGUCCUCUCUGGUCUCGUUGUUACCAACACCGUGCCUCUGGGUGACAAGAUUGAGCGAUGCCCCAAGCUCAAGGUCAUUGAUGUCUCCGGAACCCUCGCUGAGGCUAUCCGACGAACCCACAACGGAGAAUCUGUCUCCUACCUUUUCAACAACGCCCCCGUCUAAGAUUCUUAAGCGCUAGAUGCAAGGUGCAAAACAAGGUUAUGGAGUUGCGGCGUACAUUUUUAGAGAUUGGGCUUGGGCCAAGUCGAUUCACGAUCGUUUGGGUAAAACUCUCAAAACCCACAAAAAGAGAUUUAGACUAUGUGAUGCACCAAGUUUUUGAGAUAUGCUGCAUGCUGUUCAGAGGUUGAACAUGCGCUCGUCGAUGUGGCCGGUAUUGUUUGCUAGCUUGAACGGUUCACAGGGCUUGUUCUGUUCAAUCAUAUGCUGCAGUAUAGAUGAACUGGGUUUAUGAUACAAUUGAUACAUGGAGCAAAGCAUUCGUACUGAGAAAAUGGAAUGCCAUGAGCCGACUUUAUC
This is a messenger RNA of Fusarium graminearum PH-1, 1329 nucleotides long. RefSeq names its product ribose-phosphate pyrophosphokinase I. Gene Ontology annotation, biological process: 5-phosphoribose 1-diphosphate biosynthetic process; purine nucleotide biosynthetic process; ribonucleoside monophosphate biosynthetic process. Gene Ontology annotation, molecular function: ribose phosphate diphosphokinase activity; magnesium ion binding. Gene Ontology annotation, cellular component: ribose phosphate diphosphokinase complex; cytoplasm. The transcript is spliced from 8 exons. NCBI's taxonomy places the organism in Eukaryota, Fungi, Ascomycota, Sordariomycetes, Hypocreales, Nectriaceae. Bases 1 to 972 code for a protein of 323 amino acids. The record is from RefSeq and is a predicted model, not a curated record.